Molecule: messenger RNA, 558 nt
Organism: Metschnikowia bicuspidata var. bicuspidata NRRL YB-4993
Lineage: Eukaryota; Fungi; Ascomycota; Pichiomycetes; Serinales; Metschnikowiaceae
Exons: 1
Coding region: 1-558 (185 amino acids)
Cellular component (GO): mitochondrial outer membrane
Molecular function (GO): nascent polypeptide-associated complex binding
Source: RefSeq, a predicted model, not a curated record
AUGUCAUACGCCGAAGCCGCCGCAUCCUCUGGCCCCGCCAAUAUCGAGAAGAUCCCGGAGCCCGCAAAGCUCGAAAGAACAUCGGAGCCACAAGGCUCCGUUGAGACUUUGGACGCCGAGGAGUUCGAGAAGCAGCGCCAUGAAGCCGCCCGCGAAGUCGAGCGCGUGGCCGCCGACGCCGCCAAGGCCAGCAAAAAACAGGCCAAGCAAAUCAAGAAAGAGUUCGACGAGAUCGAGAAGAACUCCGCGCCAUACUUGUCGCAGAUGGUGGGUUACGUGAAGGAGAAAUACGCUGCGCUCAGCUCUGCGCUCAGCUCCAGAGCCAAUGCCGACUGUGCGUCCAGCGCUGCCGCCGAGCUCCAAAACCCGGUGGUGUUGUCGCAACUUGCGUUGAUCGCGGGUGGAGCGACUGCUGGCUGGUACUUGUACGCCGAGCGUGCGCACAUCCGGUCGGAGAACAAGUAUGUGUUGGCCAUCCAUGCUGCCAUUGCCACGGGCUUGGUAUUGGGCGAUGUCUACGUGUUCCAGAAUUUGUACCCAAAGUACAAGAAGGCCUGA